CCUCUUCAAUGGUGGGGGAGGAAUCAGCGGAACUCCCAGGCAGCAGCAGACAAACACCCUGGAAGAUUCCUCCUCCAUCUCCUCUGUGUGAUGAAGGGACAAGAGCCGCCAUGCAGCCAACUGAGGGCAUGGUGUCCUUUGAAGAGCUGGCUGUCUAUUUCACCCAGGAGGAGUGGACUCUGCUGCGCCGUGCCCAAAGAAUUCUCUACAAGGAAGUCAUGCUGGAGAAUUUUGAGAACGUGGCCGCUCUGGGAGGACCUCAGAUCACCAAACCUGAUCUCAUUUCCUGGCUGGAAGAAGAGGAAGAGCUGUUUCUCGUGGGCUGUGAUGAGGAGCAGGGACUGGCAGGUAGCAGCUUAGGGGGUGUGCAGGAGUCAGCGAAUGAAACGAGACAGCUCCCACUGACAAAGAAAGAGGAUACAUCUUCUGAUGUGAAAGAGAAAUUUGAAGAUGUCCAUAUACUGUGGAAGCAGGAGGGAGAAGGUCCACCUUACAAAAGGAAAAAUUCCAGCUUUUUACAGGAUGAGAACUCUGUACUGCAACACAUAUACCAAGGAAAGAAGAGGAAUGAGCGCAGUGCAAGCAGGGAAGAUGUUCCCCAAAGCUCAGUCACUUCGAACAAAAAGCAACGGGUGGAUUGUGGAAAUGGCUUUGGGGACAAGAACAGCACAAUAUCUCAUCAAAGAACUCACACUGAGAAGAAAUCAUAUAAAUGUCUGGAGUGUGGGAAAAGCUUCACUCGGGCAAACAAACUUACUUCCCAUGCAAGAGUCCACACAGGAGAGAAACCAUACAAAUGCCUGGAAUGUGGGAAAAGCUUCACUCAAGCAAACAAACUUACGUCCCAUGCAAGGGUCCACACAGGGGAGAAACCAUACAAAUGUCUGGAGUGUGGGAAAAGCUUCACUCGGAGCGACAGUUUAACUUCCCACCAAAGAAUUCACACAGAGGAGAAACCAUAUAAAUGUCCCGAGUGUGGAAAAAGUUUCACUUAUCCUGGACACCUUAGUUCGCAUUACAGGAUUCACACAGGGGAGAAACCUUACAAAUGCCUGGAGUGUGGGAAAAACUUUGCUUUUCAUACAAGCCUUAAAUACCAUCAAAGAAUUCACACAGAAGAGAAGCCAUAUAAAUGUCUGGAGUGUGGGAAAAGCUUCAUUCAGAGAAACAAACUUACUGCCCACACAAGAAUCCACACAGGAGAGAAACCAUACAAAUGCCUGGAGUGUGGGAAAAGCUUCAGUCGGAGAGAUGUUUUAACUUCCCACCAAAGAAUUCACAUAGAGGAGAAAGGAUAGAAAUGCCUGUUUUAACCAGGGUGGAGACACAGUCUUUCAAUAAUGUGGGGAAUAUUAGCUUAGAGCAGCCUGCUUCUUAAGAGGCUUGGGAAAGGAAUCUUUAAUCCCAUUAUAUACUGAGAUCAGCUCUCAGAAGGAAAUCCACAGAAAGGGAUAUGAUGGAAAUUUGACAAUCUUUAUUGUAGGGAUGAGGGGUUCGCAAGCAUUUGAUUCAAUUCAGCAAACAUGCAGAAACAAACUGUUAAGGACAAUUAUAUACCCCAAGACAAGCUCUGUCAGCACUGUGAAUUGGCAUUAGUAUCAGCGGCUGUCCGGAACUGAGGGGACCCCCUCCCCAUUUCCUUUGUAGUUGGCACUUUUGAACAGCAAGUAGAUGGGAGACCUGUUAGCAAUCUCCAUGACUACCCUCACAGGAUCCUCUCACAAUCUGUCUUUAGCAAACUGGCAUUCUUACAAAUGGUCUCAAACAGGUCAAGACCUUGUUAGAUCUGUUUCUCCAGAUUGGGUUGUGGUCAUGGCUGGCUGUUAGAAUGUGUUCCCUCCUGCCAUCAAACAGCAGGGCUCAGGUGCAAGGUCUCACAUCUGACUUUGGGGAGGGGGCAGGUCUUUACCUUCUGACAUGUUAAUGGACCUUUUCCCUUUUGUUUUCCAUUGAUGCUUGUAACUCUAGAUAACUAGAAGCACCCUGGUGUCUUCCCAAUGGGAGAGAAUGACAGGUGGCUGCAAACUAUUACUGAGCUGGCCUUGUGAUGCUAAACUCCCAAACAUCUUUUUUCCCCCGUUGUAUUAUGCUCACAUUCCAUGGGAAACAGGGAGGGGGGACUUAUGGUGGGAAUUCUGGGGAAAUGAAGGCAACUGCACUUUCGUAGUCUGGCAGAACUGGCUUUCUGAAAGCCAGGUACUAGCUGUUAUUAAUAAAGACUUCUGAUCAACCUUCAAA
Sphaerodactylus townsendi is the source of this 2238-nucleotide messenger RNA. RefSeq names its product zinc finger protein 383-like. Bases 9 to 1298 code for a protein of 429 amino acids. Gene Ontology annotation, biological process: regulation of transcription by RNA polymerase II; central nervous system development. The transcript has 5 exons. Gene Ontology annotation, cellular component: nucleus. Lineage: Eukaryota; Metazoa; Chordata; Lepidosauria; Squamata; Sphaerodactylidae. Gene Ontology annotation, molecular function: RNA polymerase II cis-regulatory region sequence-specific DNA binding; DNA-binding transcription factor activity, RNA polymerase II-specific. The record is from RefSeq and is a predicted model, not a curated record.